Messenger RNA from Protopolystoma xenopodis, 357 nucleotides. The record is from the annotation of a GenBank genome assembly. NCBI's taxonomy places the organism in Eukaryota, Metazoa, Platyhelminthes, Monogenea, Polystomatidea, Polystomatidae.
AUGAGGAGUAGACGCGCAGCUAGCACCGGCCUGCACCCUCUGCCGGGUGGUCGAUUCGAGACGGGCUGGGCAAGCCACGCGUCUCUGCUGCUGUCCGUCCGAGUGUGCACCAAUUGCAACAUCAACUUGGUUCUCUCGUUGUCCCUCUGUCACUCUCUCUCUCUCUCUCUCUCUCUUUCUCUCUCUCUUUCGCUUUCCACAUUUAUAUCUAUCUAUCCAUCCAUCCAUCUUUUCAUCUCCAUUUGCCCCGCCACCCUCUUUCUCUCUUUGUCUCGAUCAACGCGAUCCGCCGGCGUCCUGCUCGCGCCGAGAAUUGGUGCAAGGUCUGUACGAACUACUCAUUCCGGAAAUGAGUAG